Molecule: messenger RNA, 2188 nt
Organism: Leguminivora glycinivorella
Lineage: Eukaryota; Metazoa; Arthropoda; Insecta; Lepidoptera; Tortricidae
Product: zinc finger protein 62 homolog
Exons: 14
Coding region: 128-2035 (635 amino acids)
Biological process (GO): regulation of transcription by RNA polymerase II
Cellular component (GO): nucleus
Molecular function (GO): RNA polymerase II transcription regulatory region sequence-specific DNA binding; zinc ion binding; DNA-binding transcription factor activity, RNA polymerase II-specific
Source: RefSeq, a predicted model, not a curated record
GUGUCCCAGUAUAGUUGCGUGGUCUUCUUAAUUUUCGUCUAUUUUACAUGGAAGUAUUACUUUUUGUUAUGAUUUGAAAUGUAAUCUUGUAUAUUUAAUUUGAAAAGUUUGUUUACAAACUAUAACUAUGUCCGUGAUGGAGCAAGAGGUGGAAACCGGAUACAAAGUCGUUUGCUGUACCUGUUUGAGCACAGAUCGGAAUUUAAUAUCCAUAAAUGGCUUAGCUCCGGUGUAUCAGAUAUUUCGCCUGCUUAUGUACGAUUUUGCGGGAGACAGGUUUGAUAACAGUCUGUCCACAAUGGAACAGAUAAUCUGCUGGGAGUGCCUGGCGAUGAUGAAAAAGUUCAUCAGAUUCAAGCGCCAGGUGCAUAGCGCACAGGAGCAUAUCCGAGUGCUUGCACUGAGCGGCUCUCAAGAGACCAUGGACCACACAUACAUGUCCCAAUCGCUCUCAAGCCUAGAAAUAACCACAAAAACUGAGUACGACAGUAUAUUCUUUGACUACACGACCCGGGACGAGUGGCCACAGUACAUAGCCGUCAGCUCAGCGCAGAAUGUGAAGCAUGAGCAGUACGAUGUGGCACAGGCGGUCAGAGAGAACAUCCACUUGGAGAUGGACGGACAUAUGCUGGAAGUGCCGGAGAUAGUCCUAGAGAACGCGGUGACGGGAGUAAUGUCUCACAUUGUGGUGGGCACCGACGACAUCUCCAGAAUCGAGACGUAUCGCAUGAAAGGGGAACUUGAAGAACUAAACAUAGAAACGAUCGCAUCGCCGCCGAAGAUCGAAGCAGUGAUAAUAUCAAAACCACCCAAAUUGAAGGAGGAAAAAACUCCAGCGUCAAAGUUGAAAUACUUCACAGAGUUCAUGACUGAGGAUGAAAUGCUCGCUUCAAGAAGCAACGGGCUAAUAGUAAGCUCGGUGUAUAAAUGCGAACUGUGCAUCAUCGGGUUCUACACGCAACAACAGGUGGAGGACCACUUCGUCUCCGACCACAGGGCUAAACCCGGCUACUCCCCCUGCAAAGUCUGCUACAAGUAUGUCGAAGACUCGAAGCUACAGCCCCACGUGGAGACGCACUACCUGCGGCAUAUCUGCAAGCUGUGCGGGCACUCGGCGCGCCUGCUGGCCGCCAUGUUGGCGCAUCAGGACGCGCACGUCGCUAAGCCUGCGCCUGCGCAGCUGCUCAUCGGGGGCACUGAACAGAGGAAGAGCCGUAAGAAAAAGGAACCCCCAUCGAACCCCCCCAAACCCGGUGAUCUACGCAAACUGCUCUCCAAGACUACUAUAGAAGGCUACCAGUGCCUCGAGUGUGACAUGUUCUUCAAGAACUCCCGCGCUCGCAAGAACCACGUGGCCCGCUUCCACAGAGAAGGCUUACAGUGCGACCAUUGUAAGAAACGCUUCGUCAACCGAACCACGCUGGCUACACAUUUGAGACUGCACGAAGGCCCGCUCCCAAAAGAAGAAUGCCCGAUCUGUCACAAGAUGGUGCGCGUUAUACAACUCAAAUACCACAUACAACGGCACGAGAACAAGAGCAGAUACGAGUGUGUCGACUGCAAGAAGAUAUUUUCUCACCUGGCGACAUAUCAAGCCCACUUGAAGUACUCUAGAGCUCACGCCUCCGAUCAAGUCUUCAAAUUCCCGUGUCCCAUGUGCAAUAAAGGGUACCCGACCAAAGAGGCGAUGCAGGACCACUUCAACUACCAGCACCUCGGCAAGACCGCUCACAAGUGCCCUGUCUGCGAUAAGCCUAUAGCGUCCCGGGCAAACGUGGAAAAGCAUAUGAUGCGAGUCCACGGCGAGAAAAAAGAGAAGCCGCGGAACCACGUCUGUCAGAUAUGCAGGAAGGCGUUCACUGACAAAAAAGCCCUGAACCAGCACGAAGUCAUCCACUCGGGGGCUCGUCCGCUCACGUGCGACCUCUGCCAGCAGAGCUUCAAGCAAAAGGCUUCGCUAUACACACACAGGAAACGGGUGCACAAGGUCUUCCCCGCUAAGAAACAGGUCGAAUUCAUGUCCAAAGACCAGUAAACUCCUCAAUUACAGCCUGGUUAUACACCAUAAAAUUAAAAUCUUGAAAAAAAAAAUACCCCCACAUAGUAAAUAACAAUAAUAAAUAAAUAUUGGGGGACACCUUACACAGACCAACUUAGCCCCAAACUAAGCAAAGCUUGUACUAUGGGC